Molecule: messenger RNA, 939 nt
Organism: Dromiciops gliroides (monito del monte)
Lineage: Eukaryota; Metazoa; Chordata; Mammalia; Microbiotheria; Microbiotheriidae
Product: olfactory receptor 4D5
Biological process (GO): G protein-coupled receptor signaling pathway
Cellular component (GO): membrane
Molecular function (GO): G protein-coupled receptor activity; olfactory receptor activity
Source: RefSeq, a predicted model, not a curated record
AUGAAUCCAGCCAACCAUACGCACGUGACAGGAUUUCUAUUCUUGGGUCUUUCCCAGGCAUGGGAACUCCGGAUUUUCUUCUUUAUGGUGUUUCUCACUGUGUACUUGUUGACAGUCAUGGGAAACCUACUCAUCGUGGCCAUUGUAUCCUCUGACCCCCACCUUCAUACAACCAUGUACUUCCUCUUAGCCAACCUCUCCUUCCUUGACUUCUGCUACUCUUCUAUCACUUCCCCCCGGAUGUUGGCUGACUUACUCUCUGGCAACCCAACUAUCUCCUUUGGUGGUUGCCUCACACAACUCUUUUUUUUCCACUUCAUUGGGGGCAUUAAAAUCUUUCUACUCACAGUCAUGGCAUAUGACCGCUAUGUUGCCAUCUCCCAACCGCUACGCUAUCCACUCAUUAUGAAUCAGGGAGUUUGUGGGCUCUUUAUGGCAGGUUCCUGGGUGGGAGGUUUUGUCCACUCAAUAGUUCAAGUUGCCCUGACUGUCCAACUCCCAUUUUGUGGGCCCAACAAAUUAGACAAUUUUUAUUGUGAUGUGCCCCAGUUGAUCAAGCUGGCCUGCACAGACACUUUUGUAUUGGAGCUGCUAAUGGUUUCCAACAAUGGCCUGGCUCUGAUGUGUUUUCUGGUACUACUGGGGUCCUACACAGCCCUUCUUAUUAUGCUUCGGAGCCACUCCCGGGAGGGCCGGAGCAAAGCAUUGUCUACCUGUGCCUCCCACAUUGCUGUGGUGACCCUGAUCUUUGUUCCUUGCAUCUAUAUCUAUGCCCGGCCCUGAACCUUCCCUAUGGACAAGGCAGUCUCUGUCCUGUACACCAUGGUUACCCCUAUGCUCAAUCCUGCCAUCUACACCCUGAGGAACAAAGAAGUGAUUGAAGCCAUAAAGAAGCUAUGGAGGCGGCACAUAUUUGCAUGGGGGAAACAGGAGCAAUAA